Molecule: messenger RNA, 2034 nt
Organism: Hemicordylus capensis (graceful crag lizard)
Lineage: Eukaryota; Metazoa; Chordata; Lepidosauria; Squamata; Cordylidae
Gene: LZTFL1
Product: leucine zipper transcription factor like 1
Exons: 10
Coding region: 152-1045 (297 amino acids)
Biological process (GO): negative regulation of protein localization to cilium
Cellular component (GO): cytoplasm
Source: RefSeq, a predicted model, not a curated record
UCACCUCACUUCCGCUCGCGCGAAGCCUUCCUCAGCCAAUGGCCUUUCAGAGCCGCCAGCGCCUCGCGAGGGUUCCGUUUCGUCACCAUGGCAACCGUCGUCCCGAACAUCAACCAUCCGUUCUUCUGCGCUUAGGCCCGGCGAGUUCGUCAUGGCAGAGCUGGGUCUUAAUGAUCACCACCAGAAUGAAGUAGUCAACUAUAUGCGAUUUGCACGCUCCAAGCGUGGCCUGCGUCUCAAGACAGUAGACUCUUGUUUCCAGGACCUUAAAGACAGCAGGCUCGUGGAAGAGACAUUCACAAUAGAUGAGGUGACAGAUAUGCUGGAUGGCUUACAGACCGUGGUACACAGCGAGGUGGAAUCAGAACUUAUUAACACAACAUACACCAAUGUAUUACUUCUGCGUCAGAUUUUUUCCCAAGCAGAGAAAUGGUAUCUUAAACUUCAGACUGACAUUUCUGAGCUGGAAAAUAGGGACUUAUUAGAGCAAGUUGCAGAGUUUGAAAAGGCAGAAUUUACAUCUGCAAAUAAGAAGCCCAAUCCGGAGCUGAUUAAACCUAAACUUACUCCAUUACACGACGGAGCGUCAGAAUUGCUAAACAAGGAAAUUACAAGACUCCAAGAAGAAAAUGAAAAAUUGAAAACUAGGUUGAAGACAAUAGAAGUACAGGCUACAAAUGCAUUGGAUGAAAAAUCAAAAUUAGAGAAGGCUCUGCAAGAUCUGCAGAUUAUUCAGGGAGAUCAAAAGCUUGACACAACUCAGGAUAUUAGUGAACUAGAAAAUACUGUGGCUUCUCUGAAAUGCCAAUUUGAAAAGACUUUGCAUGACACCACUGCAAGCCAAAAAUCCUUGGAAGAGAAUCUGAUAACAACAAAGCAUGACCUUCUUAAGGUUCAGGACCAGUUAGCUAUGGCUGAAAAGGAAUUGGAAAAGAAGUUCCAGCAAACAGCUGCCUACCGUAACAUGAAAGAGAUUUUAACUAAGAAGAAUGAGCAAAUAAAGGAAAUGCGAAAGAAGCUGUCAAAAUAUGAACCAGAUGAUUAAGAUUUGAAGAACAUUAACUCUUUCAAGAAACUGCCUCAAAAAAUGCUGAAGGUUUUGAAAUAGAGGUUAUAUUUUCAAUAUGUAGCAAACAUUAGUUUCCCGCUUUGUGUUCAGAAAUUACCUUUUACUAUUAGGAAGUCACAACUGAGAACUACAAGAGAAGAAAAGGGCAUAGCUUCAUUUCUGUGUUUAUUCUUUGGAAAAUCGCAAGCACAGAAUUAUUGGCCAGUGCUUUGUAAAACAGAGAGUUUAUGUAAAAAAGAACUGCAGGAGGGGGGCGAGUGGGAAUCAGUAAUCUGAUUCUCUAAUAUAAUAUGUUUAUUAACAUCUGAUAUUUAGUAUAAACAUUAUUAGCUCACUAAUUUUCAGUAGAAGUUCUAUGUUAAAGAGUAAUGAACCAAUCUGGUUUGUUGUUUGUUAAAAGACAAAAACACUCUGAUAUUCAAAUGUUGAUUAACUAGCCAAAAAAGUGGGGGAAAGGUGUCUUACAUGUCUUACUGAAUUUGUUCUGGCUUAAGUGAAAGCAUUUUAUCACAGUACAAAUGUAAGGUAUUAACGUGCAGCCCUGCAUGCACUUCAUCUAUCUCAGUGACAACUUGAUCAGAUACACUUGGCAGACCACACUGAAAUGAUAAGUUCUGUACUAUAGGCAGUCAUGUUAGAUUCUCCCCUUAUGUCUCAGCAAUACACAUUACGUUUUAAAAGUAGUUCUCAGUAAUGAAACAAAAAAUGUCUUGCUACAAAAUUCCCAAGUGACACGCAGCUAGAUGAGACCAAAUGAAACAACUUUUAUUUAUGGAAUAUGUUAAUUUGGAGAGAUUGCUUCAUUUCCCUAGGCAAUCUCAGUUGUCCAACUGCGGACCAGUUUUAAUUCUUGUAUUCCAGCUUCUAUGUUUUUGCCAGUUGGUGUCAUGACGUUUUUUUAAUUCUCUUUAUUAUAUAUUCAUAUAUAUGUUAUAAUGUUCUUAAUUAAGAUGUUUAUUGAAAAA